AUGGGCCCUAGGUACGAUGAGUGGUUUAUGAACAUGCAUAAUUUUCACGAGUGGGUUGGCACUCACGGCCUGCAUGAGCCCGACGAUCCCCUUCGCAAUCCAUACACGGCCUACCAUAAGCAGGAAGGAACCCCAGUUUGGGCCAUCAUGGCGCAGAACCCUGAGAAGAUACAGGCCUUCCAGACCGGAAUGGCAGGCAUCGAUGUCGCUAUCCCACCUGUCGGACAUUUCGAUUUCAGCAGUCUGAAGAAUAGCCCCGAGGAAACUGAGAAGGGGGUCGUAGAACUUGUCGAUGUGGGAGGGGGCCAUGGUGUUGUUCUGAAGAGAAUAUUAGACGCCCACCCUGAGCUCACACCGAGGUCUUGCUAUCUGCAAGAACGUCCGGACGUCAUCGAUAUGGCCAAGUCAAGCGGUGUUCUACCAUCCGACACUGGCUUCAUGCCACACGAUUUUAUGACCCCAAAUCCUAUCAAAGGCGCAAAGGCAUAUUUCAUGCGUAUGAUUCUUCACGAUUAUGCAGAUAGUGUCGGCAUUGAGAUUCUCAAGAGCCUGGCUGUUUCGAUGUCACCAGAGUCCCGCGUGUUAAUCUGUGAAAUGGUUCUUCCAGCUCGUGUUGGCGAGGCCGACUUCCCUGCGGCUGUUCUUGAUCAAGCAGUGAUGACAAUGGGUGGUAAAGAGCGAACUGAAGCAGGGUUCAGUUCCAUGCUUGAGGCUGCAGGACUUGAGCUUGUCAAAACUUGGAGGGUUCUUGGCGUGCCUGGUGCAUGCGUUGAGGGAAGGUUGAAGAGAUAA
Molecule: messenger RNA, 792 nt
Organism: Phaeoacremonium minimum UCRPA7
Lineage: Eukaryota; Fungi; Ascomycota; Sordariomycetes; Togniniales; Togniniaceae
Product: putative o-methyltransferase protein
Exons: 2
Coding region: 1-792 (263 amino acids)
Molecular function (GO): O-methyltransferase activity
Source: RefSeq, a predicted model, not a curated record